AUGGGUCGGGUUAGUCGCUGGGGCAACCUAGGCACUUCGACCCUCGUCGAGGAUUUCGGCAGGCCGUCGGUGCAGGUGACGGCGACCGCUCGGGCACAGGCGAAGCAAGGGGCGGCCGUCACCAAGGACUUUUUCGUUGAGAAGGACGCUGCGAACUUCGACCUUGGCCCCGAUACGCUGCGUACCAUGACCGACUCAGGCUGGGCCCACCCUUCUCCGUCAGCAAACAAAAUGGUUGGCGCUUGUUGGGCAGCUUGGUCGGCUACGAAUGGAGAUAUAGCCAAAGCUUCAAAGACUUGGCUGUCCUUGCUCGCGUCGCCGGGCACUCUUCUCAGGCACGACGAGUCGAAGGUCCGAGGCAUCGUCAUUGGCACUACGCAGUGGGGGAUUUUCUUACAGCCUGCUUCUAUCCAUAAGACGCGCGGGCAUAUAUAUUUGUUGGUGAAUGGGAGUGAACCGACAAAGUUCUUGCCAAUUUUUGACUUCGAUGGAUGGCGCGCCGUCAAGCCAACGGUGCUUUCGGCUGCUGGAGUGGCAAAUCUGAUCGGGGAUUGCAGCGCUGAGGCAGGUGUCGUUUUCAUGCAGAAUGGCAGAGGGAGCAAGUUGCAGGUGCACGCCGCCCGGGAGGGCUUCAAACUUCUCACGAAAAGCUUCCUCGACAAGUUGAUCAGACAUGAAAAGCUGCGCUUUUCCCAGGGCGCCCAACCCAAGACUGUGGACGAUUGCGUGAAAGCGUUGAUCAGACACUGGGUCCCAGACGCCACUGAUGACUUCAUUGCGCGUGCUCUGGAACAUCGUUGUGGGAAACAUAUCGACCAGCACUUGGCGAACCAGAGCGUCCUCGCAUUGGAUUCCAACCUCGAUGCCAUGAUGCACCUGAUGGAGGCCGACGACCACGAAGCUUUGAAGGAGGCUGUCGACAAGGCCAAGAAAAACAUGUCCGAGGAUGACCUGAACCCGAAGUCCGGGGGCGAGCGCCGACCAGCUUGGACUGCGAGGCCUGUGGAUCUAUCUCUAUGCGCCACGCUGGACCAGGGCAGAAAGUUGCUCCCCUGCGUCAGGGGCGCCUGGCUUGGUUUGGACCAGAAACGGUUCACUCGAUGGACAGCGACAUAUCCAAACCGACUCCCUCCUUUCUACGUGACAAAAAGUUAUGGGCCGAAAACGGGUUUGACCAUUGAGCAAGCUCUCGUGCAUUGUUUAAAGCAGGUGUGGGCGUGGCACGAAGACCUCACCGGCUAUGAAUGCCCUUACCUCUGGCCGCAAGAUGAGUUUGCGGAAGACGGCUAG
Molecule: messenger RNA, 1290 nt
Organism: Prorocentrum cordatum
Lineage: Eukaryota; Dinophyceae; Prorocentrales; Prorocentraceae
Source: the annotation of a GenBank genome assembly